GAGGAGGGGCUGAAGACUUUCCGCUGCAGCAACGCUCGGCUGACGGAGGUCCCCAGAGACAUACCCAACGAUACCAACAAGCUCUACCUGGACUCCAACCGAAUUCCCUUCCUGCCCCGCGACGCCUUCCGGGACCUCCCGCUCCUGCUGGAGCUGGAUCUGUCCCACAACGCCAUCGCCGGCGUCGAGAGCGGGGCUUUCCGGGGCCUGGCAGAGCACCUGCACUCUCUGGACUUGUCUUCCAACAGGCUGGUGUCGGUCAGCAAAGACGCCUUUAGCAACCUGAAGGCCAAGGUCAACCUCUCCGACAACCCCUGGCUGUGUGACUGUCGGCUGCAGGAGCUGAUCCCCGGGGCCGGCCCCGCGGCCGGCAUCGUGUGCGACUCCUCCGCGCAGGAGGAGCACGUCGGCAAAGCUUUCCUGCAGGUGAUCGCCGACACGGACUUCUGCAACGUGUACAAAAAGACCACGGACAUCGCCAUGUUGGUCACCAUGUUCGGCUGGUUCGCCAUGGUGAUCUCCUACCUGGUCUACUACGUGCGGCAGAACCAGGAGGACGCCCGGCGGCACCUGGAGUAUCUCAAGUCCCUGCCCAGCAAG
Molecule: messenger RNA, 600 nt
Organism: Cariama cristata (Red-legged seriema)
Lineage: Eukaryota; Metazoa; Chordata; Aves; Cariamiformes; Cariamidae
Product: leucine-rich repeat-containing protein 3B-like
Cellular component (GO): plasma membrane
Molecular function (GO): protein binding
Source: RefSeq, a predicted model, not a curated record